CUCUCGAAAAUCUGGCGAAAAUUAAUGCACGCGCUGAUGUCAUCCAUAAGAAUUACUUGCUGUUGCCUUACGCAUGAACAGAUUAACACUGAUUAUGACCUCAUAGACACAUUCACGUCAACCUGUCGUGUUUUUAUUGCGCAGGUGGCACGACGAUUUACGUCAUGGUGGUACGGAGACUUCAGUCUUACCUGGAAUUCUUCGAUCCUGACCAUCUGAAACCCGAGUACGGCUGCGACCCUCUACCCAACUACGCCACCCAUCUGCCGUCGUUGGAAGUGCAUUGGAACAUUUCCAGAGCGUACCUGAAUGUUGACGACAACCUCCCGGCGGAGUGGUUUGACUGGGGCUCCCCUAGCGACGCACGCACCCUGAUGAUAGCACGUGUUCAGCACGUGUACUCGGCCACGCCCACCGUGGCGGUCAACUGCUUUGUGAAGCUGGAGAGUUUCAUGAUCAGCGGUGCCACCCUAAGAGUCUACUACCCUGGUUGCCCAGAAGGACGGUAUGGCGGACAAUGCGAACAUAACUGCAGUUGCCCUGACAACGCCACCUGCCACACCCUAAACGGUGCCUGCAAAUGCCCGGAUGGAUGGACGGGACAGUUCUGUGACAAAGCAGCACUGUUGACAACACACGAGGUGCCAAUGCAGUCAGCAGCAACUAUGGAAAUGACGACCACAGCAAAAACACCGUCGCCACCACCAAAACCACUAUCACCACCAUCAUCAUCAUCGCGCUUAGCCUUAAAGAUCGCCCUUCCAAUCGUGCUUUGUCUUGUUGUUAUCGUAGCCCUGGUAGUCACGUGGUGGUGGACCUACUGGAAGAAAAAGGCUGCCCACACAAAACUUGUGUAUGAGAGUAACCCACUGUAUGAUGAAGAAGGCCUCUAA
Branchiostoma belcheri (Belcher's lancelet) is the source of this 893-nucleotide messenger RNA. RefSeq lists its product as uncharacterized. Bases 165 to 893 code for a protein of 242 amino acids. Gene Ontology annotation, molecular function: scavenger receptor activity. The record is from RefSeq and is a predicted model, not a curated record. The transcript is spliced from 4 exons. Lineage: Eukaryota; Metazoa; Chordata; Leptocardii; Amphioxiformes; Branchiostomatidae.